GCGCCUUCGAGUGGUACGGCGCGUGGCCCGAGCUGCGGGCGCCGCUGGGGCGCUACCUGCGCCCGCGGGACGCGAUCCUUGUUGUUGGCUGUGGCAACUCGGAGCUGAGUGAGCAGCUCUAUGAUGAGGGGUAUCAAGACAUCACCAACGUGGACAUUAGUGAGGUGGCUGUCAAGCAGAUGCAGGAACGCAGUGCGCGCCUGAGGCCCAAGAUGGUUUACGUGGUCAUGGAUGUGCUGCGGAUGGAGUUCCCCGAUGGGCGCUUCCAGGUGGUGCUGGACAAAGGCACUCUAGACGCCCUCCUGACUGAAGGGGAAGAGACCGCUUUGAGACGGGCAGAAGCAAUGUUCGCCGAAAUUGGCCGUGUCCUGCAGUUUGGGGGUCGCUACCUAUGUGUCUCCUUGGCCCAAGCGCAUGUAUUGAAGGCCGCUGUGGACUAUUUCUCCCAGGAAGGCUGGAUGGUUCGAAUACACCAAGUCUUUGGCAACGAAGCAGGCCCUUCAGAGGGAGAAUUUGCCCUGCCCGUCUUUGUCUAUGUCAUGACAAAGAUCAGGCAAGUUUCAGGCUCAGCUUCUUGCAUCCUGGAGCUGUGUGCUGAAGCGCAGGACAAGCCUGUCCGGUUCAAGAGCGCCGAGCAGCUAAUUGAGGCCGUGCAAGAGAGGCAGCAGUACUCUCUGUUUCGGAGUCAGCUCAGCAAGAACCCCGGUGCAGGGAGCGUCUCUCUGGAUCUCUGCAGCAAGGACUCUGGCCGCGCACGCUACACUGUGCACGUAGUGCAUCACCUCGCUGUGAAAGUGUCUCGUGACAACCAGUUUGCCGUCUUCAUCAUUCCACAGGGCAGAGAAACGGAAUGGCUCUUUGGGACAGAGGAGGGGCGGAAGCAGCUGGCAGCAAGUGCCGGGUUCUGGCGCCUGGCGACGGUGGCCUUGCACAGAGACCAGCACUACGAGGGAAUGGGAGCCAUCCAGGCGGAGCUCUCGGAAAAGGUGAUGGAGCUGGCCCCACCUGGCCUUCCAGCCCAGCAGCAGGUGCCCUUUCUGUCCGUGGGCGGAGACAUCGGAAUCCGCACUAUCCAGCACCGUGAUACGAGUCCCUUUAGCGGGGAGUAUGUGAUCGAGGAUGUGAAAGGAGAGGACACCCGCUAUUUCCGCCGCCUCAUCUUCCUCAGCAACAGGAAUGUGGUCCAGUCGGAAGCAAGGCUUUCCUCCAAGGCGUCCCACAACAGUGAAACAAGAGGGAACAAGAAGCACAAGAAGAAGAAGAAAGGCGCCGCCACCGAUCGUGCCCCCCCAACCGCCGCGCCGGGCAGCCAGUCCGUUGACACAAGCUACCUGUGCUGCGCCCACCACAGAGCCAUGGUGGCAGGCCUGUGCCUGCUGGAAGGUCCCGCGUGCCUCCCCGCGGCCCCGAUCCGUGUGCUGGUGAUCGGCCUGGGUGGCGGCAGCCUGCCCCUCUUCCUGCACGACUACCUCCCGCAGUGCCGCGUCGACGUGGUGGAGCUCGAUCCCGCCAUGCUGGAAGUGGCUCGGCGCUGGUUUGGCUUUCUGCCAGAAGACAGGCUCCGCGUUCACAUCGCGGACGGGCUGGCUUAUGUGGCCAACCUUGCGGCCGAAGGCUCCUCCUCUUACGAUGCCGUCAUGUUUGAUGUGGAUAGCAAGGAUUCUGCCUUGGGAAUGAGCUGCCCGCCCCCCGCCUUUGUGGAGAAGGCCUUCCUGCAGAAAGUGAAGUCCCUCCUGAAACCGGACGGCAUUUUUAUUCUUAAUUUGGUGUGUCGGGAUCCCCAGCUUCGAGAGGCUGUCCUGGGUAGCCUUAAGGAGACGUUCCCUUUGCUCUACAUCCGAAGGAUUGAAGAUUAUCCCACCUUGUGGAGAGGAGAGAAGCAGCAACAGCCCUUUGCGGUCAGAAGAGAGGGCUCUGCACCUCCUGCACAGUCACGCCUCUUGCACUGCGAAGUGAUGGGCCUUUUCUUCGAAGAGUUGGCUAGAAAAUGCCUCGAUGGUCCCUGUUCAAGACACCUUUCACACGGGAGACUGAGGUGCUGAGGGGGGGCUGGCAGUGAAGGGUGCUCAGAAGUAGCUCCUGGCUCUGUGCUUGCCUGGAAAUCGCUGUGACCGUACGGUCCCUGCCAUUCAGUGCCGUCCCGCACUAGUCGCCAGCAAAGAAGGCCCCCAUGCUUUAAAUAAAGGAGUUUCCCGAUUGGUA
Molecule: messenger RNA, 2202 nt
Organism: Varanus komodoensis (Komodo dragon)
Lineage: Eukaryota; Metazoa; Chordata; Lepidosauria; Squamata; Varanidae
Gene: METTL13
Product: methyltransferase 13, eEF1A lysine and N-terminal methyltransferase
Exons: 9
Coding region: 180-2042 (620 amino acids)
Source: RefSeq, a predicted model, not a curated record